This is a messenger RNA of Sphenostylis stenocarpa, 1323 nucleotides long. Lineage: Eukaryota; Viridiplantae; Streptophyta; Magnoliopsida; Fabales; Fabaceae. The record is from the annotation of a GenBank genome assembly.
AUGGUCCUUGCAUUUACUAAUGUUUUUUUGCAGGGUUUUCUCAAAGCAGGAGCAAUGUCUUCCUCUCAUCUUCCUGCUACAACUGAGUCAAUUGCUCUGGCAACUGAGGCGGCAAGUCCAACUGAGGCCAUCUCCAUUCUUUAUCGGGUACUUGAUGAUCCUUCUUCUUCACCAGAUGCUCUGCGUAUCAAAGAGCAAGCAAUCACACUCCUCACUAAGCAUCUCACGGAAGAGAAUAGGGGAGAGGAUCUGCGCAGCCUUCUCACUCAGUUGAGGCCAUUCUUCUCCUUGAUACCCAAGGCAAAAACUGCAAAGAUUGUUAGGGGAAUAAUUGACUCCGUUGCUAAAAUACCAGGGACGUCUGAUCUUCAAAUUGCACUAUGUAAAGAAAUGGUGCUAUGGACUCGUGCUGAAAAGCGUACCUUUCUGAGGCAGCGAGUUGAGGCAAGACUUGCAGCCCUUCUGAUGGAAAAUAAGGAGUAUUCUGAAGCGUUGACUCUUCUUUCUGGCUUGGUCAAAGAGGUUAGGAGAUUAGAUGACAAGCUUCUUCUUGUAGACAUAGAUUUGCUGGAAAGCAAGCUGCAUUUCUCCUUAAGAAACCUUCCCAAGGCAAAAGCUGCCCUCACGGCAGCAAGAACAGCUGCAAAUGCGAUCUAUGUGCCUCCAGCUCAACAAGGUGCCAUAGAUCUGCAGAGUGGAAUACUUCAUGCCGAGGAGAAGGAUUAUAAAACUGCUUAUAGCUAUUUCUUUGAAGCUUUUGAAUCAUUCAAUGCUCUUGAUGACCCCAAGGCUGUUUUUAGCCUGAAGUAUAUGUUGUUGUGUAAGAUCAUGGUGAAUCAAGCUGAUGACGUGGGGGGAAUUAUUUCCUCUAAAGCAGGCUUGCAAUAUCUUGGGCCUGACUUGGAUGCUAUGAAAGCUGUUGCUGAUGCACAUUCUAAGAGGUCCCUUAGGUUGUUUGAAAUUGCUUUGCGGGACUACAAGCCACAGUUGGAGGAGGACCCAAUUGUCCACAGGCACCUUCAAUCCCUGUACGAUACCCUUCUGGAGCAGAAUCUUUGUAGAUUGAUUGAGCCUUUCUCAAGGGUUGAGAUUGCACAUAUUGCUGAACUUAUUGAACUUCCCAUCGAUCAUGUGGAGCGAAAGUUGUCUCAGAUGAUUUUGGACAAGAAGUUUGCUGGAACAUUGGAUCAAGGUGCGGGAUGCCUUGUCAUAUUUGACGAUCCCAAGACUGAUGCUAUAUAUCCUGCUACCCUGGAGACCAUUUCCAAUAUUGGGAAAGUUGUCGACAGUCUUUAUGUUAGGUCUGCAAAGAUAAUGGCAUGA